Molecule: messenger RNA, 660 nt
Organism: Notothenia coriiceps (black rockcod)
Lineage: Eukaryota; Metazoa; Chordata; Actinopteri; Perciformes; Nototheniidae
Product: RNA binding protein fox-1 homolog 3-like
Exons: 6
Coding region: 1-618 (205 amino acids)
Biological process (GO): nervous system development; regulation of alternative mRNA splicing, via spliceosome
Cellular component (GO): cytoplasm; nucleus
Molecular function (GO): mRNA binding
Source: RefSeq, a predicted model, not a curated record
AUGGCCUUCAUAGACCUCACCAAAGCCUUCGACUCAGUGAGCCGUCAGGCCUUCUGGCUGGUACUGGCAAAGAUUGGCUGCCCAGAAAAAUACGUCCGGGUACUGAGACUGCUGCAUGACAAUAUGUCAGCCACGGUACUCAGUGGCAGUGGAGACGAAACUGAACCCUUCCGGGUCGACACAGGAGUCAAACAGGGAUGUGUCAUCGCUCCAACACUAUUCUCCAUCUUUGUUGCUGCUAUCCUACAUCUCACAAUGACAGGGUUCCCGUACCCCAGCACAGGAGCAGCUGUGGCCUACAGAGGUGCCCAUUUGAGAGGGAGGGGUCGCGCCGUCUACAACACAUUCCGUGCUGCACCCCCUCCUCCACCCAUCCCUGCCUAUGGAGCUGUGGUCUACCAGGAUGGCUUUUAUGGUGCAGAAAUAUAUGGCGGGUAUGCAGCGUACAGAUAUGCCCAGCCAGCUGGCACUGCUGCAGCUGCGUACAGUGACAGUUAUGGCAGAGUCUAUGCAACAGCAGACCCAUAUCACCAUGCGAUUGGUCCUGCAGCUACCUACAGUGUGGGGACUAUGGCUAGCCUUUACAGAGGAGGGUGCAGUCGCUUCACUCCCUACUAGAAAGAGAGAGACACGCCCCAUUUGCUCUCCCGCAAAACAGAC